AUGUUCCAAAGAAUCAAAGGCGCCAUCGACCGCACCAUCGCCGAGGAACAGGCCCGCCAGCAGAGGGCGCUCGAAGUCGGCUCCUCCGUCAACAGAUCCGCCUCAACCUCGUCGCGAAGAAACGAGAGCGUCUCGGGCAGACGAUCUCGGCCUAAGAAUCCGGGCUCCGAUGCUGGCGAUUCCGCGCCGAACCCCGACCCUGCCAUAUUCGAAGCCGCCUUCGUAAUCGACGACAGCGAGGAGCCGAGCCGAGCCGGAACACCCAAGCCGGAGCCUCCUGAAAAGGAUGCGCCUGCCGGAGAGCCAGUCGGCAAUGCGGAGGCUGGAAAGGACUCUGGUGUCUCAAACGCCAAUGCCAAUGCCGAUGGCAAAGAUGCGCCAUCCCACGAUGGGGCUGCGAAUGCGACCAAGCCGCUGACUCCGGAGUUGCGGCAGAAGCUCCGCAAGCUGGAGAAGCUCGAGGCUACAUAUCCCGAGCUUCUGCGCUCCUACCGUGUUGCGCAUCGACGUGCUACUGCCAUUGAGCCGUUUGAGAAGGCCCUCCGCGAGAACACCCCGUUGGCCUCAAUUGGCGACCCAGAGGCUCUGGUUGAAUACCUCAACCAGCUGAAGCUCAAGGGCGACAUGGUCAUGGAUGAGCUGAAGCGAGUGUCUGCCGACAAGGACGAGCUGAAGAAGAAGAACGACGAGAACGAAGACAAGAUCAAGAAGCUGCAAGACGAACUCGAUGCCCUCAAGGCUGAAAAGUCCUCGGAAACAAAGAAGCAAGAAGCAAACGGCACAGCAGCAAAGCACCCAGGGAAAGAUGGCGAGGAUUUCUUUUCCUACGACGAAGAGAUCCCCCAGCUACAGGCCGAGCUUGCUGCGAAAACUGAAGAAAUCGACUCACUCAAGGCUGAAGUGGACAAUCUGCAGAAGGAGCUCUCUGUCCUUAAGCAAGAUAGCGCAGGUCUGGUAGAGAAAUUGGAGAACUCCGCCCUGGAGCUGAGCGAAACCCGCGAAACCUCUGCAUCACAGGAUUCUCUGCAGACCCAGCUGGAGGCUCGAAAGACGGAAAUCGAGAGCUUGACAGAGCGACUCAAUCAGGCGGAAAAGCAGCACAACGAGCGCGAGAACCAACUGGAGACAGAGAAGAAUCAAGCGGCAGCCAAGGCGCAGGAGGUAGAGGAUUUACUUGCCAAAUCUGCGAAACAGGCCAGCGAUGUGGCUGCAGAGCUUGCUAGGGCGACGGCUGCCAGGACAGUGUCCAAGAACCUGAUUGACGAGCUCAAUUCCCAACUCGAUAAGAUGAAGAAAGAAAAGUCUGAGAUGCAGAGUAAGCUUGAUGAAGCAGUGAAGAAGCUGGACGAAGCGGCCAAGCAGUCUCCUGCCCCCGCCCCUGCCGAACCCCCAUCAACUCUUGCACCGCCCACGACCGGUGGUGGAGGGGGAAACAAGAGGAACAAGAAGAAGAAGGGCCGCGGCGGUGGUGCUACUAGUCCAGCACCCCCGGCUACUCCUACUUCUCCUACCGCCGCCUCCGUUGCUUCAAGUGCUCCUGGUGCUGGCCAGGGCCCAAAUACUUCAGCCCUUGAAGCCGAAGUCACCAAACUGAAGGAGGAGAUUGAAACUAAGGAUAAAGAAAUCGAGCGGUUGUCGAAGAAGAGAAAGACAGAAGAAGACCUCCGUGAAGAAAUUGAGACGCUGCAAGAGAAUCUCCUCAACAUUGGCCAGGAUCACGUCGAGGAUAAGGCCCGGAUCAAGGAGCUUGUUGGAGAGAAGGCAGCGUUGGAGGCACAAAUUGCUGCUUUGGAGGAGAAGAUGUCCUCGCUCUCUUCCAACACCGAGGCCAACUCGAAGUUGCAGGAGGAGAUGCAGGCCCUCCAGAAAGAUUACCAAGAAUUGAAGGACAAGUCGGCCACACUGCAGUCGGACCUCGGUGCCGCCCAGCAGCUGGCGCAGAGUCGCUUCAAGGAUUUGGCCGAGUUGCGCGAGGUUCUGCAAAAGGCCCAGCCGGAGCUCAAGCGCUUGCGCAAGGACUCUGAGGAUCUCAAGGCGGCUAGGGAGGAGUUGGCCGCCAAAAGCAAAGAGCUCGCCAAUUUGGAGAAGAAGGAAAAGGAGCUUGAGCGGAACUUGGCGAGUGCCAGACAGGAGAUUGACAUGCGCAACUCGGAGAUUGGGACUCUCAAGAGCAGAUUGGCCGCUGAGACGGAAGAAAAGGCCAAGCUGGAGGAAGCCCAGCGUGUCGCGGGCCGGGACCUCAGGCGAGCCACGGCCGAGAAGAUUGAGCUGAGCGCAAAGGCGGAGAAGAUGGAGCGGGAGCUGCAAAAGGUCCAGGAGGAGCUCUCCAGGGUAUCGCCGCGCGUGGGCGAGCUUGAGGAGCAGAUGCACAAGCUGAGACGCGAGAAGGCCGCGGCGCAAGAAGAAGCCGAGUUCAAGGCCAAGCAGUACACGACGGCCCAGGGCCUGUUGAGCAGCAUGCGAGACCAGGCAUCCGAAAUGACGGUCCAGCUGAAGGAGGCGCAGUCGCAGGCGAGGUCGCUGGAGGAGGAGCUCGGUGAGGUGCAGCAUCUGCUGCAGGAACGCACCCGAGAGGGCGAGACGAUGCGGCGGUUGCUCGCAGACGCAGAGCAGCAGGCCGAAUCCAAGCUUCGAGAGAUGCGGAACCGCGUCGAGACGGUCACUGCCGAGCGAGAGCGACUGGAAGACGAGACCAGCGCCGUGGUGAGAAAGAACGUCAAGUUGACGGGAGAGCUCAAGUCCCGGGUCCGCGAGCUGGAGGGCGAGGUGAAGGAGCUGCGCGAGGAGCGUGACGAGCUGGAAGGGCGAGAACGAAGCUGGCGGCGUCGACGAGAGGAGCUUGAAGCGCUCGAGCUGAGGAUGGAGACGGAAACGACCGAGCUGCGGAACACUAUUUCAUCGCUGAGAACUGCCCUGGACGCAUCAGAGAUGCAGGUUCGAGAUGGAGAAAAGGUCAAGGCGAACCUGCGCAAGGACUACGAAUCGCUGCAGCUGCUGUAUGACAAACUCUCGAAGGAGCUCAAGGCAGCCCAGGCCAAGGUUGCGGCAUCAUCGGCGGCACAGUCGGGAUCAUCAUCGGGUGUCUCGACGUCUCGGACUUCGGUGGACUCGAAUCGCACCACUGGAGCAGGAGAGCUGUCUGACAUGCUCUAUCUCAAGACGAUUCUGCUACAGUUCUUGGAGCAAAAGGACAGCCGUCUGAGAGCUCAGCUCGUUCCCGUACUGGGCAAGAUUCUCAAGUUUGACAAGUCUGAUGAGAAGAAGUGGAUGGUUGCGGUGCAGCAUAUCGAGGUGCGGUAA
Trichoderma citrinoviride is the source of this 3300-nucleotide messenger RNA. RefSeq names its product vesicular transport protein. The record is from RefSeq and is a predicted model, not a curated record. The transcript is spliced from 4 exons. The coding region runs from base 1 to 3300 and encodes 1099 amino acids. Lineage: Eukaryota; Fungi; Ascomycota; Sordariomycetes; Hypocreales; Hypocreaceae.